Molecule: messenger RNA, 1101 nt
Organism: Cyanidioschyzon merolae strain 10D
Lineage: Eukaryota; Rhodophyta; Bangiophyceae; Cyanidiales; Cyanidiaceae
Product: farnesyl-diphosphate synthetase
Exons: 1
Coding region: 1-1101 (366 amino acids)
Biological process (GO): trans, trans-farnesyl diphosphate biosynthetic process
Cellular component (GO): cytoplasm
Molecular function (GO): (2E,6E)-farnesyl diphosphate synthase activity; dimethylallyltranstransferase activity
Source: RefSeq, a predicted model, not a curated record
AUGCAGCGCACUCCCGGUGCCGCCCUUGAGACUGCAGUUCCUAUGGAGAAGCGGGAGGCGUUCUUGGCAGCUUAUGCAAAGAUACGGGAAGAGAUUCUUUCUGAUCUCAGUUCAGGGGACUUUCAGCUCCCGGAUAACAUCCUUGAAAGAGUGAAGUUUUGCUUGGACUACAAUGUUCCGCACGGUAAGCUGAACCGAGGUCUCGCGGUUCUGGAAGCGUAUCGAGCAGCACGCCGCUGCGAGACCUUCGAAGCGCUCUCGGAACAGGAGCGUCAGGAUGCGUUGCUACUUGGCUGGUGCGUCGAGUGGCUCCAAGCUUUUUUUCUGGUCGCUGAUGACGUUAUGGACGGGAGCAAGACCCGCCGCGGCCGUCCGUGCUACUAUUUGUUGGACCAUAUUGGUUUAAGUUCCGUGAACGACUGCCUGCUGAUAGAGGCACAAAUCUAUCGUCUGCUCCGCAGGAGGUUUCGGGCCCGUGAAAGUGAUCCCGAACUUUAUCUGGACCUUGUUGAACUCUUUCUCGAUACGACAUACAGCACAGAAGUCGGACAGAUGUUAGACCUCGAAUCGAGCACCGGAUCCGACGCUAUGCUCGAAAAGUUUACUGAGCAGAACCUUCUCCGAAUCUAUCGCUUCAAGACCGCAAUUUACAGUUUUUAUCUUCCCGUGGCACUUGGAAUGCGUCUGGCGGGCAUCCGGAACUCGUUGUAUUACCAGCAAGCGAAGGAAAUCCUGCUCGAGAUGGGUGCUUACUUUCAGGCACAGGAUGAUUUUCUGGACUGCUUUGGGGAUCCUGUGGUGACAGGAAAGGUUGGAACAGACAUUGAAGAAAGAAAGUGUACUUGGCUGAUCGUCGAAGCACUAAAGUGCUGCUCUCCUGCCCAGCGGGAAAUGCUGCGCUGUUCGUAUGGCAAACAGGAUUCCGAUAGCGUGGCUCGCAUCAAGGCGCUCUACCGCGAGCUUGGUUUACCGCAACGAUUUCAAACCUAUGAUCAGGAAAGUUAUGCCCGAAUUCAACGCAAACUUGAAGCCCUGGAUGCGGACUUCCCGGUGGAGGCCCUCAGAUUUCUGUUGCAGAGCAUCUACAAGAGAUCGAAAUGA